AUGCUACGGCACAGGAGAUCUGGGAUAGACUCGCUAAUAAUUUUUCAAGAUAACGGUGAAAUUCGUGCUAUUUAUCUUGAGAAUCAAUUUAACAAUCUUUUUGUUGAGAAUUUCCCGAAUGUGUCUUCUUACUGCCAGAAAUUGAAGGAACUCAAGGAUCAACUAAAUAACGUUGGUCAACCCGUGUCCGAGAGAACUUUGGUUUUACGUCUUUGUGCAGGUUUAAUUGACUUAGACUAUGAUGGAGUGGCUCAAUCCAUCACUCAAAUUCGACCUCUUCCCGAAUUUGAUGAAGCAAGAUCACGAAUUUUGUUAGAGGAGUCCCGAAAAUCAACAAAAGAAAACUCCGGACAAGCGUUUGUUACACAAACGAACAACACCACCACCACCACCAUCGCGGCAGCCGCCCAACAGCAGCAACAACCGCAACAACAAGGCAGGGGUGGUGGUGGCAGUGGCCGUGGCAACAAAGGCAGGGGUGGAAAGGCAAAAGGGAAAGGCAGAGGACGUGGUCAGCAACAACAGCCAUCCCAAGCCCAAUCUACUACCCUAAAUUAG
Chenopodium quinoa (quinoa) is the source of this 558-nucleotide messenger RNA. RefSeq lists its product as uncharacterized. Bases 1 to 558 code for a protein of 185 amino acids. Lineage: Eukaryota; Viridiplantae; Streptophyta; Magnoliopsida; Caryophyllales; Amaranthaceae. The transcript has a single exon. The record is from RefSeq and is a predicted model, not a curated record.